AUGUCCAAACACACCGAAGAACAAAUACAGGAGCCCAUUAAUGAACGGGUUCAAGAUGUGCUUGAUAAAAUUACAGAAACAAAUAAUAAAUCCGAUGAGAUUGAAGACGACGAGUUAUUUGAACAAUUAGAGAGUGAUGAUUUUGCAUUGGCGAGUUUUCGUGAACAAAGAAUGGAACAAUUAAAGCAAGAAAUGACAAAGUUACAAGAAAUGCGUCAAAAUGAUCAUGGAUCAUACGUAGAAAUUGCGACCGAAAAGGAAGUACUUAACAUAUCAACAAAUACUAAAUUGUGUGUAGUACAUUUUUUUCAUAAGGAAUUUCGAAGAUGUCAAAUAGUGGAUAAACAUAUUUCGGCAAUCGCGCAUCGACAUUUCAAAACAAAAUUUGUAAAAAUUAAUGUAGAAAAUUGCCCUUUCUUGGUGGAAAAACUUAAUAUUCAAAUAUUGCCUUGCAUUAUCGUGUUCGUAGAUGGAAUUUCUGUUGAUCGGAUUGUUGGGUUUGAUGAACUUGGUAACACUGAUAAUUUUACCACUGCAAUUCUGGAAUUUCGCUUAUCUCAAAGUGGGGUGAUUACGAAACUGGAACCUCCAAAGAAAGAAGAGCGUAAGUCUAUAUUCGGAUUUGGGGAA
Funneliformis mosseae is the source of this 630-nucleotide messenger RNA. Lineage: Eukaryota; Fungi; Glomeromycota; Glomeromycetes; Glomerales; Glomeraceae. The record is from the annotation of a GenBank genome assembly.